AGGCGUGCGGGGACAGACAGAAAUUUCACGGAUCUUAACGCCGCCGCCGUCGAUGUUCGCGACCAAUGGGCGCCCGCAAGAACCCACCCUCGCCGCCUCCACUGAUUUCAACCCUUAUCGGUCGCAGCGGUGGCGGUGGCGGUGGCCCACGGCGGCGCAAUCGUCAGUCACCCGACAACGGACCACCGCUCACCAUCGACCGUCGACAAUCGCAUCCCCUAGCUGCCAACCGCACAAUAUAUCCAUCUACGUUCUACACCAUAACAUAAUAUAAUUAUUUUUUAUUAUACGAUCGCUGUCGACAAUAGUUUGGAACACAUUACAUAAACACUUACGACGUCGGCCGAGCAAAGUGCUGUAACACUAUAUCCUGAUCAGAAAACCAAGACGGACACUACUACCAUGAUGGCCACCGGAGAUUCGAUGAAGUUCGCCGCCGCUCGAUUCGGUGGCACAGGCGGUCUGCUGGACUGCAACUUCCCAUCGUUGUACGUAGACGCGGUCUGGGCGAGAUUCCGGAGGCAUCCGGGCGCGUUUGCUAGCAGCCAGAUAGAAGGCUACGCCCGGGCCGUGGCUCUGUCCAGGAACGUCCAGAAACAGAUGGCUACGAUCACUGCAACUACGCCGGGUGGCAAGCCCAAGAAAAGAUACAUUUGCACGUACUGUGACCGAGAAUUCAGCAAGUCGUACAACCUGCUCAUACACGUCAGGACUCACACGGACGAACGUCCGUACCCGUGCGACGUGUGCGGCAAAGCGUUCCGCAGACAGGACCAUCUCAGAGAUCACAAAUACGUUCACAUGAAAGAUAAACCAUUCUCUUGCGAAUCCUGUGGCAAAGGCUUCUGUCAAAUGCGCACGUUGAUCAGCCAUCGAAAAAACGCACAAUGUCAAUGGUACCAAUACCAACGGCAUCAGGCGAUGGCAACACAGAUUUCCUCCGCCGGGACCGCUGGGACUGUUGCCGCUGCAGCGGCUGCGGUGGCAUCCCCCGAAACGGUCCGAAACGCCAACCUUACCGAUUUUAGUAUUAAAACCUUACUGGGAAUCAGCGAUGAUCAAUAACAAAGUAGAUAGUAGUACCUAUAUACACUUAACCUAUACUAGCUAAAAUAUAUAGUUGGUUUACUAUAUUUAUCGCUCUCUUUCAUACGGUGAAAUGUACAAAAAUAAGUAUGUAAAUACAAAAUAUUGAAUUGUAUCAUUACUAUUAACUAUUAUUUAAUUAUUAUAUUGUUGUUAUUAUUAUGUUAUUAUUAUAUAUUAUAUGUAUAGUAUUAUUAAUAUUUAAUGUAUUAUAUUUUUUACGAAUAAAUCGUUCCAAUACUGCA
Messenger RNA from Aphis gossypii (cotton aphid), 1331 nucleotides. Its product is annotated as protein odd-skipped-related 2-like. Gene Ontology annotation, cellular component: nucleus. The transcript is spliced from 3 exons. Gene Ontology annotation, molecular function: RNA polymerase II transcription regulatory region sequence-specific DNA binding; DNA-binding transcription factor activity, RNA polymerase II-specific. The coding region runs from base 403 to 1065 and encodes 220 amino acids. Gene Ontology annotation, biological process: regulation of transcription by RNA polymerase II; embryo development. Lineage: Eukaryota; Metazoa; Arthropoda; Insecta; Hemiptera; Aphididae. The record is from RefSeq and is a predicted model, not a curated record.